CCAAGUCCUGGAAGUCAUGCAACACUUCUGUAAGUCAUGCUGUAAUGUUUGAAAACCCUUGAAAGAGACUUUGGUAAUUCCCGUAAACACGUGACCUUUUACACGCAACUGAGCUGGGCAACACUGAACUCUGAGCACUGAGAGUCGUCUCUAGCAACACGGAAGAUUGAGAACAGACGCUGUUAAACAUGUCUGAAACCAUGAAGAAAUUCACUCCACGCGACAAAGGUAUUAAACUGGUGUCAAAACCAAACGAUUUCGAUAAAUAUGAUGAUGAGCCGGAUGUUUUAAGAGCGGUGUUGUCCUGCGGUCACAUCACAGAUCCAGAGACACUGACUAAUUGUUGUCAAACUCAGCUGGACCGUGGACAGACUGAAUUCAAAUGCCCAGUGUGUGAGGAAACAUGGCCAUAUGAUGAAGUGCGAAAACUGGCAAAACUUACACUUGAUGAGAAAUCCAGUUUUGAAGAAAAGCUUGGGACGAAUACUGUUAAGAAUUUAGUUGACUUCAGGGUUUGUCCUGGUUGUAGCACCUUUGUUGAAAGGUUGGAUGUUUCCAAUCUCUGCGUGGAGUGCCCAGUGUGCACAGAAAAGACUGGAGAUUCAUAUGAUUUUUGCUGGAAUUGUUUAGGAGAGUGGAAAGGGUCUCACAAUCGUGCUGAUCGAUGUGGUAACGUGGGAUGUACCAUUGACAAGAAACUGCUGAAAGAUUGUCCAAUGAUCUCUUUAACAUACUUUAAAAAUGAAGUGCAGUGCCCCAAAAUCCGUGCAUGCACAUCUUGUGGUGUGCUGAUUGAACACACUAAUGAUGGAUGUAAUAACAUGGAAUGCCCUGAAUGUGACGAUGAGUUUUGCUUUAUUUGUUUAAAUCCUGGCCAUGACUAUGAUGAAGAUCAGCCAUGCAAACUGGCACCGAGGCAACUAGAUUCUGAAUCACAGCAGUAACUGCACUGGAAA
Sinocyclocheilus grahami is the source of this 956-nucleotide messenger RNA. RefSeq names its product E3 ubiquitin-protein ligase RNF19B-like. Gene Ontology annotation, biological process: protein ubiquitination. Bases 189 to 944 code for a protein of 251 amino acids. Gene Ontology annotation, molecular function: zinc ion binding; ubiquitin-protein transferase activity. The record is from RefSeq and is a predicted model, not a curated record. The transcript has 4 exons. NCBI's taxonomy places the organism in Eukaryota, Metazoa, Chordata, Actinopteri, Cypriniformes, Cyprinidae.